AAGAAGUGACAAAUUGAGAGGUUUGCCGUAGUUUCCCGUUCACUAAUUUGCCAGCGGUGCUCACAGCGGGAUCAAUGCAGACCAAGUUAAUACGGACCGGAAGUGAUCUUAUCCCACAAACGUGCAUCUACGCAACAAAGCACCUUGAAAGAUUUUUAUAUCACGGGAAUUUGAAAUUUCGAUCGAUGCUCAGGAAAGCAGUUUAAACACAUGUUAUUAGGACAACUAGAGCAGAGAAGAAAAUACGAAAAUUGCACAACAUUAUUCUACACUUGGAUUGGAUCUGUUUGUGAUGUAUUCCGGGGAUGUCUUAUACCUGAGAUGAGGAUCGAAGUCAUGGCAGUCAACAACCAUGUGAAGGGCGAAAUCACUAAUAUUGACCCUAAUAGACUAUAACUGAAAGAAAGGAAAGAACUCUGUCAGAAUGCAGUUCAGUACUCACAGACCCCCUAUAUUCAAAGUAAUUCUCUUGGGGGAGUCGGGUGUCGGCAAGACUUCACUUUACCAACGGUUCAGAGCAAGGGAUAUACCUCUUACACAAAGAACAGCGCUUACACUGGACAGCUAUCAGUACAACCGACAGUUUCCAGUGGGACCACAGAGCAAACCUAUACAGAUUGAACUCUGGGACACAGCAAACAUGGAGAGGAUGCAUUCACUCACCGAUAAUUAUUUCCGAGAGACAACAGCAGCUAUCCUCGUCUACGACAUCGCAGAUAGUCAAUCCCUUCAAAGAUUGUCAGAUUGGAGGAAUGAUUUCAGAUACCAUUCAGAAAGAACUUUAAUGUUCCUUGUCGGAAACAAGGUAGAUUUACCGCCAGACAAAUACGACGAGGAUCAGACGACAAUCGAACACGCGCGAAAAGUAAUGGCGACAAAUUUUGAGGAUGUUCUCGGCGCGUACGAGGUAUCAGCAAAAGAGGAUUACAAAGUGGAAGAAAUGUUCCAUAAGAUCGGACAGAUUCUGUGGGAGAACUAUAAAGAUGAAAGGGAAAGUACAGGAACUAGAAGCUUGCCAGAGAUACCAGAAGGAAUGGGGACUAUCAAGUUGGGAAAACAUGAUAAAGGAACGAGAUUGAGGUUUUCAUUCAAGAAGGAAAAAUGUUGUUAUUGACGUUGACAUUUUCGUCACGAUUCUUUUUUAGAAAAACACACACACAGUAUUUGGAACGUUUUUUUUAAUAAUUUAUACCAAAAACACCUUCGCGUGUCAUGUGUAUGAUAUGUAUAAUAUUUCUAAUAAAAUGUGAAUGGGUCUAUCUUAAAAUAAAUUUGGCCACCAACUCAAAGAGGAAGAGAGAGUUACGUCACUCACAACAAAAAGGACAUAAUAAAUGAAGCAACUACGAGUAACUCAUGUUUGACUAUAACCAGUACUCAAGUUCAAGUUGUGCUGGUUCCUAUAAAGAAAUUGAGAAGAAUUCUAAUCUAAGAUGAAGUUUUCCUCAAAUCGGUGCAUACACAGCAAAAACUGUGGUGUUAACCGGUGUACAUAAAGGACCACACCAAUUUAUUUUACAUCGGUGUUACUUUGACAGUGUUCGUUUAACACCUAUAGUUAUUACAACGCAUUUGGUUGUUGCAUUUGGACUCUUUUGUGCUACAGUAUGUUCAAUCUAUAGGAUGCAAUUUUAACACCUCAGGACGUGGUCCUCUAUCAACACCAACUGAUGUCAGUUUAACACCAGUUUUCAGUGUACGAACCUCAUAGAGUCAAAUUUGACAUACAGGAAGUUCUCGCUUCCACGACAUAUUCGACGAAUUCAAGAACACAGUAUAUAUAUUGAAAUGCCGGUCAGUUGACAAUGAACAGCUGGGAGAUCUUUGUAGAAAAUUGGUAAACCAGAACAGCAGUUUCGUCCUGUCGUCCGACAUGUAUGUCGUUUGUCCAGAGUCCAGGGGACUGUUUCAUGAAA
Messenger RNA from Lytechinus variegatus (green sea urchin), 1916 nucleotides. RefSeq names its product ras-related protein Rab-6B-like. The record is from RefSeq and is a predicted model, not a curated record. The transcript has 2 exons. Gene Ontology annotation, molecular function: GTPase activity; GTP binding. Lineage: Eukaryota; Metazoa; Echinodermata; Echinoidea; Temnopleuroida; Toxopneustidae. The coding region runs from base 425 to 1114 and encodes 229 amino acids.